CCUCCUCCUCCUCCUUGUCCUCCCUCCCCGUGCAUCGCUCACCUGUCCCGGGUUCUCCGCCGGGAGGGCACCGCUCGCCUGUCGGGAUGGCCAUGUCCACGUUCCAGAAGGUGACCCUGGCGACGUGCCUCGUGCUGUGCGUGGCGCUGCUGCUGCCCAAGAUGCUGCUGUCGCGCGGCAGGAAGGAUGCUGCCGAGCGGCCGGAGGGUUCAGGCCGUUUUCCGCCAAUGAUGCACCGUCAGAUGGCUCCGGAGGGUCGAGGUCAGAGGGCGGCCGCGGCGGGUUCCGGGUACUCCAGGGCCCACAACCCCGAGGCAAUAGCUCGGGCCAAAGGAGCAGGCACCGGGGCCGGGACUGGAGGAAAGUCCAACCUGGCGGGACAGAUCAUCCCUGUGUAUGGCUUUGGCAUCUUACUCUACAUCCUCUACAUUCUGUUUAAGAUCACAUCAAAAGGCAGCAGCAAGCCGUCAGAGGGAAGGUUUCCUUCAGCGCGCUCAGAAAACAUGAAGAGAAAGAUCACUGACUUUCAGCUGGCUCAGCUGCAGGAGAAGCUGAUGGAGACCGAGCUGGUGAUGGAGGACAUCGUUUCCAACGCGCACCACAGUCCUGACAGGAUGAAGGGGGUGACGGCCGACCAGGAGGAGAACCUGCUGCUGCAGCUGACGGAGAUCACCCGGGUGAUGCAGGAGGGCCAGCUGGUGGAGGGCAUGGCUGCAGAGAAGAAGCAGCAGGACAGCUGGGAAGAUGAUCCUGAGGAGUCUGGUCCGUACUGGGAGCGCUCCCGCUGCUGCUGUCAGCACAGCGAGCAGCAUCACGCUCAGCAGAGCGAGGCCGACGGGGCAGCAGCCGAGGAGGGAGGCCUCCCAGCCGGGGGAGAACCGGAGGAGGCGGAGCGUCCGAGGGAGUCCGAGGAAGUGGAGAAGGAGAUUGAUUUAGGAGAGAAUGAAGAGGAGGCCGAUCUGCAUGAACACAGAGAGGACGGGGAGCCGCUGGACCUGGGAGUCCCAGACCAGGACCUGGUGGGAGUCCUGAGGGAGCUGGAGCUCACGCUGAGGGUGACCUCCAUGAUGGAGGAGGAGAAGGUGGAGGACCUGACGAUGCCAGCGGAGACGCCCGGCGGCUCGGUGAGGCGGAGGAACAAGAGGAGGAGGGCGAAGAAAGCGGCACACUGACAUGAAGCCCGGCUCAGAGACAGCAUGGAAACGCUUAAGUAUUUAUGCGGAGCUGUUUUCUAAGACUUUACGCAGCGGUUCAAACAUCGAGCAAGAGUUUUCAGACUGAAGGGAUGAGCCCACCUCCACGCAUCCUGAAGAACGCUGCCCCCGCCCCACCAACGCUGCUCCGUCUCCUGCACAGUAGGUAUCAAUGGCUGAAAGGAGGACUUCCUGAGACGUACGCAAUAAAAACAUCUCUUCCUUAUGCUUGUUUUCAUAUGUACGUUGUAGACCGAUCAACUGACUGGGGCUCUACACCAAGACCUUUAACUUAUGAAUCAAAUGGAAAUGAGUGUAGAGGAUGCAUGAAAUCUAACCGCUCUGGAGGCCGCUUCACUUGUCUUUACUGUGUUGAAAGAUUUGGACGAUCUGAGGAAAGAUGCAAGGAAAUACGAACGCCUGGCAGAAGCUGAGCCGAGACAUUCAGAGUAGAACUUAUGGUUUCACAUCUGCAAUAGUCUGGUUUUCAUUCAGUCCCUUUUAUCAUGUUUUCUUCACAAAAGGAUUUCCUGCUGCUGAACCCUGAAGCUGUCUGGUAGACAAACCACUCCCUACUUAAUAACAGAGUGGAAAUUAAAGAGUCCCAUUUAGGAAAUCUUCACUGUUUGAUUCAAUCAUAUUAUAACCAUCAGGUAUUCUGCUUCAUUUAUAAAAUUGAAAUUGCUUCAGAAAGGAUUUUGUUACAUUGUGUUGAAGAUAUCUGAUCUCCUGUGUUGAAAUUCAUCGCGGCAUUCGAUCUGUGGCGUCUCGAUCUCCACCAGGCGUCCGUUCCUUUCAUACAUUAUUCACAUGGCGUGCUACCCUGCAGUCAGAGAAGCCAGCAACAAUAAUGUGAGAGAAACAUGUUUUGAGGUUGCUAAGGUUUGGACUUCCCGCAUUAU
This is a messenger RNA of Salarias fasciatus (jewelled blenny), 2095 nucleotides long. It is a transcript of the gene ric3b, whose product is annotated as RIC3 acetylcholine receptor chaperone b. Bases 87 to 1172 code for a protein of 361 amino acids. The transcript is spliced from 6 exons. Gene Ontology annotation, cellular component: neuron projection; intracellular membrane-bounded organelle; neuronal cell body. NCBI's taxonomy places the organism in Eukaryota, Metazoa, Chordata, Actinopteri, Blenniiformes, Blenniidae. Gene Ontology annotation, biological process: synaptic transmission, cholinergic; protein localization to cell surface. The record is from RefSeq and is a predicted model, not a curated record.